This is a messenger RNA of Delphinapterus leucas (beluga whale), 2867 nucleotides long. The record is from RefSeq and is a predicted model, not a curated record. NCBI's taxonomy places the organism in Eukaryota, Metazoa, Chordata, Mammalia, Artiodactyla, Monodontidae.
UGUUGGGACUUGAGACCAAUAGGGCACUUCUGGAUUUAAAGGUAUUAAGAAUGGGGAAAUUUAAACUAUUCAGGUCUAGACCUGGUUUCCCUCUAGGACAAUGUGUUUCAUUAGGAAAUUUAAAAAACCCAUAAGCAUAAGCCUGUGUUCUUGAGGGUCUAUGUGUGUAAUCCAGCUAGAAACUGACUCUAGAUCCCAUGUGUUAUCCUUUUUGUCCCCAGGACCCCUUUUCCUCUUCGCACACAUCUGUUUAUGGAAGAAAAUGUUUGGGGUUGUGGUUUAGGGACUGAACUAGAUUCUUAUGAUCUGUCACAUGCCUGGAUGUUGAGGGAAGCAUUUGGUGAAGCUCAUAUGACUGGACCUGGAUUGGGGAUUUUAAUAAUUGAGACAGAUAAUGUUCAUCAUCCCACCAUCUGAGAGUUGUAGCAACAAAGAAGUCACAUGUGAAUUUGUCAGUGCUUAUGGCAUUGAUUCAAGUGCUGUCAUAAAUAACCAGGAAUACUGUUUCUGGUUACUUUUAGAACUGGUUUCAUCAGGACUUUUCUGGACGUAUCCUUCCUCAGCAAAACCAUGUUAGUCUGGGAAAGAUAUUCCCCUGCCUGGAAGAAAUGACAGCUUUUAGUCAACAAGUUUAUAAAAUACAAAUGAUUUUGGAGCCUGUGACUUCCCCUACAUACUUUUUUCUAGCCUUUUGUGUUCAUUUCCUCAUCCCUCAUGUGAGGAUCAGACAUAUUGGAAAACUGAGGUUUCAAAGUUGGAGAGAUGAAUAAUAACGGGAAAGGGACUGGAAAGUUGUAAUCCCCCAGUGUAAUAAUAUUUUGUCCACGAAAGAGAAGGUAAGCCGCAACUUGGAUAAUAUGUAUUGAGGUCUUUUUUUUGUCUGCUCUCAAAGGCAGGCAGCCACGUGAAACUAAAUACCUAACUCUCUGCCCUGGCACACAUGCUCCACAUGCGCACACAGAAACGAUGCAAAUCUGCUGCCUCCUUCCCUCCUCCCUAAUCCCCCUCUCUUAGUAUUUCUAUCUCCACUGCCCUCCCCAUCCAAAUUUUCCAGCCAACAGCUACAGUUGACUUCCGCAAUCCUGAUGGAAUAAAUCCAGCACCCCUAGUCAUCCGCCCACAUUAUCCACACUUCUCUGCUGAGACGAGCCCAGAGAACAGAUCCCCAUCAGCAGGAUGUGGGGGCUCAAGGUUCUACUACUGCUGCCUGUGGUGAGCCUUGCUCUGUACCCCGAGGAGAUGCUGAACACCCAGUGGGAGCUAUGGAAGAAGACCUACAGAAAACAGUAUAACAGCAAGGUGGAUGAAAUCUCUCGGCGUUUAAUUUGGGAAAAAAACCUGAAGCAUAUUUCCAUCCAUAAUCUCGAGGCCUCUCUUGGUGUCCAUACAUAUGAACUGGCCAUGAACCAUUUGGGGGAUAUGACCAGUGAAGAAGUGGUUCAGAAGAUGACUGGACUCAAAAUACCCGCCUUUCAUUCCCGCAGUAAUGACACCCUCUAUAUCCCAGACUGGGAAGGCAGCCCAGACUCUAUUGAUUAUCGGAAGAAGGGAUAUGUUACUCCUGUCAAAAACCAGGGUCAGUGUGGUUCCUGUUGGGCUUUUAGCUCUGUGGGUGCCCUGGAGGGCCAACUCAAGAAGAAAACUGGCAAACUCUUAAAUCUGAGUCCACAGAACCUGGUGGACUGUGUGUCUGAGAAUGAUGGCUGUGGAGGGGGCUACAUGACCAAUGCCUUCCAGUAUGUGCAGAAGAACCGGGGCAUUGACUCUGAAGAUGCCUACCCGUAUGUUGGACAGGAUGAAAGUUGUAUGUACAACCCAACAGGCAAGGCAGCUAAGUGCAGAGGGUACAGAGAGAUCCCUGAGGGAAAUGAAAAAGCCCUGAAGAGGGCAGUGGCCCGAGUGGGACCCGUCUCUGUGGCCAUUGAUGCAAGCCUGACCUCCUUCCAGUUUUACAGAAAAGGUGUGUAUUACGAUGAAAACUGCAAUAGUGAUAAUCUGAACCAUGCAGUUUUGGCAGUGGGAUACGGGAUCCAGAAGGGAAACAAGCACUGGAUAAUUAAAAACAGCUGGGGAGAAAACUGGGGGAACAAAGGCUAUAUCCUCAUGGCCCGGAAUAAGAACAACGCUUGUGGCAUUGCCAACCUGGCCAGCUUCCCCAAGAUGUGACUUCAGCCAGGCAACCCCAUCCUGCUCUUCCAUUCCUUCCACAAUGGUGCAACAUACUGAUAUACCUUGGAAGGGAAUUGGUGUGCCUUUCUUGAAGAAGAUGUAAUGAUACAGAGAUUGUUCAGUUUCCAUGUUUGUUUGUGCUUCAAGUGACACUCCUACUACUUUUCUUCUCUCCACCCAAGGUCUUUAUUUUUUCAUUAGAAAUAGGAAAUUUCCCUAACAGGUAUGCAUUCUUAGGCUAAGAGAUGUGACCACAGCCUGCCCUGACUGUGUUGUCCUGGGGCCAAUGCUGUGUAAAUAGAGGCUAGAGAUCUUCAGCUAGGCUAGAUUCUCAUUCACAGGGACUAGUUAGCUUUAACCACUCUAGAGGACUAAGGUGACCUGACUUCUCAGUCUCCAUAUUUACUUCUAUAUCUUCAAGGUAGAAAUUCCACCCCAUUAAUAAAUCUAUUCAUAAAUCUUUGGUACAAGGUUACAUGAUACAACAAAUGUGUUUUGUUUUUCCUUCUUUGCAUUUAUAAAGUAAACUGUAUUUAUCGCUUAUCUCUAAUUUAAUAAAUAGCUAUUUAGUAAAUGUUCCUUUUGUGUCAGAUACCAUGCUAGGUGCUGGAGACAAAAAGAUGAACAAAACAUAUUCCUUAUAUGUGAUGUGCUCACAAUUUGGAGAUUCUGCUGCAUAAACAAUUUGUCCUAAUUCA